Messenger RNA from Schizosaccharomyces osmophilus, 2871 nucleotides. RefSeq names its product Rab GEF, implicated in endosomal transport. The transcript has a single exon. Gene Ontology annotation, cellular component: cytoplasmic vesicle. Gene Ontology annotation, biological process: regulation of Rab protein signal transduction. Lineage: Eukaryota; Fungi; Ascomycota; Schizosaccharomycetes; Schizosaccharomycetales; Schizosaccharomycetaceae. The record is from RefSeq and is a predicted model, not a curated record. Bases 1 to 2871 code for a protein of 956 amino acids.
AUGGAAACAAUUGCAGGUCAUUUCUUUCUCGUAGGAUUGUCGAGGAAGACGUUCAGUGAUGUGGUAGCGGUGCAUAAACAGAAUGAAGAGAGCGGUGUCUCAGGGCAAAGCAAUGCUUUGGCAAUGAAUGUGAGCAAACGCCUUUCAUUGAAACAAACACCAGGUGCUUCGCCAUCAUCAUCUCGAAACAAAGAUGAGAAUCAUCCUGGAAGCUUGUUUACUUCUCCAUCCAUUUCAAGAUCCCCUUGUCGAACUUCCUUAGAUCACAAUUCUUCUCCAAACGUAUCAAAUCUUGCUGAAAAAAGCAAGAGCAGUUCUUCUGUAACUGAUUCAAGCGUUACUACUCCGAGUCUAUCUCGAAAGAACUCUGUCUCCCAACUGUACCCUCAGAAUAAGCCUUCUCUGAAUUUAUCUGGUCUUAAUAAGGAUCGUUUACAAACUCGCUUCAGUAUAGGCACGAAUUAUACACUGUCCGACGUUUACAAGUCUUACGACGCUUAUUCAGAAGACCUUCCUUUUACUCCUUUUUUAAACCCUCUAGAAAGAUGCUUUCCUCCCUCUUUGUUGCAGAGAUAUCCAUCCCCAAAAGAUAUAGAUAAAGAAAAUGCAGAGUCUUAUCGUUGCGAGUUUCCCAAUUACGUCCCAAUGUUUGUGUUUCCUAAUGACAUAACUAUCAAGCGGUCUUGCACUCGUCCUGCUUCAACGCACCAUACGUUUGGCUUGACAAGUGAGGACAACUCCAAGGUUUAUGGCAUUUGCUUGAUUAAUUGGGUAAAGAUGCCUUUGGAGAUGCAAUCGGACCUACGAAAGGCUUGUGAUAUUUGGCGAAGUCUUUAUGCAUCACCAGAAGAUUUAGAAGUUGCUAAUAUUUUGUUGUUUAAGCUGCGUGCCGAAAAAGAUCAUCUUUCGCAACUACGUGAGAUGAGCAGAAAGGCCGAGCAAACUCCCUUUUUAAACGCAUAUUUCUCAGAGCAGUUUGCUACACACGAAGAAAAUAUACAUCUUUACGAAGAGAUGUUACGUCCUAUGAAAAAUUUACUUUUUGGAUUAACUGAUAUAUUCACUGAAGGCGAACAUCUUUGGUUGCCAAAGGCAUAUGGCCUUUUAACUAAACGGCCUUACUUGCAGUCUUUCUGUCGUGAUUGGCUUCGAGUUUUAUGCUCAUCCCUUCUUGUCGAUGAGCUUGAUUACAUUCCUCCUUCUGACGUUGCUUUCUUACGAAAUAUGUCUAUUGAGGCUUACAUUAAAAACGUAUGCGAUGAAAUACCUUUACCGCCCAGAGGACUUUCUCAAACUCGUGUUGAAGUUGGACCUCUCCAACUCUGUGCUUUUCGAAGUCCUUUGAAUGAAAUUCCUGGAUGGAGUGAUGUGGAUUUGUAUCCUCUAUUUCGUGCUUUAGACUUCCGGAACAUCCUAACUCUUUUCGAAGCGGCGCUGCUAGAGUCGAAAAUUUUGUUUUUAUCUAAAAGUAUAAGCAUGCUUAGCUAUGCGUCAUUCGCUCUUAUUCAUCUGCUUUAUCCACUAGAAUGGCAGGGUUUAUUCAUUCCUGUUCUAUCGAGGAGGUUGAUUUCGUGUCUGGAAGCACCUUGCUCUUAUAUCAUUGGUAUUUCCAGUGAUGCUAUAGCUUUGGAAAAUUUACAGUCGGAUAGUAUACCGCUUGUUGUAUGCGAUUUGGAUAAUAAUUUGGCGAAAACUUAUGGAACCCCGGUUACUUUACCUGCUUCCCUACGGCAUAAAUUGUAUGCGAACUUGAGUACAGCUGCUCCCCUGCACUCUCAUUACGAUAUACCUUUUGGGGUUCCAAAAUAUGUGUGUGAAACUUAUCCUAAUAAAACGGUGCCUUUGAGUACCACGACUAGUUUUCCGUUUCGAGAAAGGUUUCAUGUUCCGUCCUUCCUUUCUCGAAAUCCUUGGGCUAGCAGAAAUUUGUAUGUGGUACCACCGGUAUUAAAUGGUUUCCUAAGAUUUCAUGAAAACAAUUCAAACAUUACAAUUCCGAAACAAUUCGGUCUUACAAGAUCAUUGAGUAGAAUCUCUUCUCAUGGGCGCUUAACAGCUGAGCAUUCGCGUCACUUCUCAUCUCCACCUUCGACCAGGUCUGAUUCUCCUAUGGUACACGAAUCUAAACUUCCGUAUUCAUCUGUUUCUGAAAGCGUUCGGAGAAACUCAAUGACAGCUGCUCAUACGUACUGCGAUGGACAGCAUGAAGAGCCUUUUAAAAAAAAUAAAUCUGCUGUGAACGUCCCUUACAUAAACAACGUUGCCGAGAAAAUGAGUAAGCAUCUUCUUUAUAAGGAAGGACACAAACUUCGAUACGUUUCCAUUGAUUUAUAUACGGUUGGUUCUUAUGUUGUCUGUGCUGUUUCUGGUGCUCCCUUAGAACAAACUCAUUUACGAUGUGACAACUGUGGCUUACAUAUUAAUGUCGGGACAAUUCGAUACGUAUGUUUGCCUUGUACUCCCGUUUGUUUUAAUGGGCAAUUGGUGUCAACUGCCUUUUUAAAGUUUUUUACGAAAAUACUUGGUCCUUAUAGACACUACUUUCAGAAAAAAGAUGAAAAUCACCAAGUUGGUCAAAGAAAGUACGAGUCAUUCAACUAUAAAAAAUUUGCACGUCAUUCAUCCAAAAUUCAUGGAGAUUGGAUCUUUAGUUUUUGCAAUACUCAAGCAUUUUCCGAAUUUGUGAGCGAUCGAUCUCAGUGUGAUCGCAAUGAUCCAAAAAUUGCCUUAUUCGAUCAGUUAUUGUUAUGCGAAAAAAAUAAUGGAAAGCCUCGUCUGUUUGGAAAACCCACAUCUUUCUUGCAGGAUAGAAGUUUUGAAUUCCAAAAAUUCGAGAUAGCGCCCACGCCGGAUUGUUCUUAUGAAAAAUAG